Molecule: messenger RNA, 3658 nt
Organism: Acipenser ruthenus (sterlet)
Lineage: Eukaryota; Metazoa; Chordata; Actinopteri; Acipenseriformes; Acipenseridae
Product: retinol dehydrogenase 8-like
Exons: 6
Coding region: 59-1012 (317 amino acids)
Biological process (GO): estrogen biosynthetic process
Cellular component (GO): cytoplasm
Molecular function (GO): estradiol 17-beta-dehydrogenase [NAD(P)+] activity
Source: RefSeq, a predicted model, not a curated record
AAGUUGUGUGAUCCUCUUUAGUUAAAACCCCCUCCAGUCCUCUUUCUGUCACACAGUCAUGGCAAGCGACGAGCAGAAAGCUGUCCUGGUCACAGGCUGCUCCUCCGGGAUUGGCCUUCGACUCGCAGUACUUCUGGCCCAGGACGCUAAGAAACGCUAUCAUGUUACCGCUACCAUGAGAGACCUGCGGAAGAAAGACAAGCUGGAGCAGGCAGCCGGCGACACGCUCAACAAGACCCUGAGCAUCCAGAGGCUGGACGUGUGCAGCGACGAGUCGGUGGCAGAGUGCCUGAACAACAUGAAGGACAGGAGAGUGGACGUACUGGUAAACAACGCUGGGGUCGGUCAGAUCGGGCCCAUCGAGAGCUUGAGCAUGCAGGACAUGCAGAAGGUGUUCGAGACGAACUUUUUCGGGGCGGUGCGGAUGAUAAAAGCUGUGCUGCCGGACAUGAAGAAAAGGAAGAGCGGCCACAUCGUCACGAUGAGCAGCGUGAUGGGGCUACAAGGUAUUGUCUUCAAUGACGUCUACGCGGCCUCCAAGUUCGCGAUGGAAGGGUUCUGUGAAAGCCUUGCUGUCCAGCUGCUGAAAUUCAAUGUGAAUGUGUCUCUGAUUGAGCCGGGCCCUGUGAACACAGAGUUUGAGAUGAAGCUGAUGGAGGAGGUUGGGAAGUCCCAGUUUCCGGGUGCGGACGCAGAAACUGUACGCUACUUCAAGGAAGUCUACCUGCCCGCUUCCCAUGAGAUAUUCACCACCCUGGGCCAGAGCCCUGACACUGUCGCCAAAGCAGCAAUGCAGGUGAUUGGGAUGAGGCUGCCGAGGCUCCGCUACCAGACCAACCCGCUGUACACGCCUCUGGUGGCUCUGAAGUACGCGGACGAGUCGGGGAGCCUGUCGGUGCAUACCUUCUACAACCUGCUCUUCAACUUCGGACCCCUGUUCCACCUCAGCAUGAACCUGAUCAAGUGCAUCACCUGCAACUGCUUCAGGAGGGGGGCAGUGUCUCCCAGCUGAGAGUGGAGCCCGUCAGACAGAGGGAGGCUCUGAUGGUGGCCCCAGCCUCCAGAGGGCGCAGCCCAGCCGACUGGAGGACAAAGGCCAGUCCUUAUAAACCCAUAAACCCGUCUCAAGUUUCGCUGCAUUCAAUUAGUGUGGCGGGCAGCCAAACGUUUUGCAUCACUCUACAGAAUUAACUAAUUUAAUAAAGUCGAAUGAAACCUGCUAAAUAAUGUUAACAGACUGAAUUACACACCGCUUUGUAGUUUUCUAUAUACUUAUCGGAAAAACUGGGACUUUUUAAAUCGAAAAUGAAAUACUAUACUACUGUCAUGGCUUCCGGACGGUAGACUUUUGCGAUGUCGUUUUGUAGUUUCUUUGAUUACAUGAUGUUAAAUAAAAGAUCAAUUCAAAACAAUGUAACAAAGGUCCACACUCAUAGGAAAAAACAAAUUAAUUCAAAAAAGUCAUUUUCAUUAUUUAGUCUUCAUUUCUCAACUUAAUUUUUUUUAAAGAACAAACAGAUUAAAAGGUCUAAUCCACAAAGAAAAAUCACAAACAUGUUUCAGCCAAAAAGGCUUCAUCAGUGUGUAUACACACAGCUUCAAUACCUCAAUUUAAAUACACUGAGUUUAACAGGUAAUUACAAUAAAGUGUUAGUUCAUGGACAUGCAACACAAAUUACCAAUUGAUUUGCCACACCUGGUAUAUCACAGAUAUUUGUUCAUCAAUUUUCGAUUAGGUUAUAAAUUGCUAUCUCAGUGUAAUUUACAUACAAAAUAAAACAUUCCAAAAAUUGAAUUACAGACCUCAAUUAAUCUUAAAACAAAAAUGAGGUAUCGUUCAUAAAAAAGUACCAAAUCUAAUUCUUAAUUUAAUCCAUUGGGUACCAUAAAGUUAAAUAAAAGAUCUAAAUUAUGUUCAUAUAGUUUUUAUUUAUUUUUUUUUUUAAAUGAUGUCUCAAACCUAAAAUUCUAGGGCAGUGCUGCCCAAACGCGGUCCUGGAGAGCCCUUAUCCAGUACGCUUUGUAGGUCACCCUAAAUCGCUAAUUUCUAAAGACUGGGAACACAUGGAAGUUAUUGAUCAAUUAAGCGAAUAACUUGUUCAGUUAAGGGAACUCUGGUCAUUGGGCCAGUUUGCAUGCUGGGAAAAUGUCAUGACUUGUUUACUGUCAUGACUUAUUUAUUGUGGUACGGUCUGGAUUACAAUUUUAGUCAGUUUUGGUUUAUGUUUAGUUUAUGUUUGAAUACAAAUGUAAUUCAUUAUACAAAAAUCAAAUACAACAUGAAGUUUCAAAGCAGGAAUUGUUAAAUUAAAUAAACCAAAAUUAUCUAAAAUUAUAAUUCAGCUCUACCACCUUAAAUAAGUCAUGACAGUAGACAGAUAAGUCGUGACAUUUUCCCAGCAUGUAAUCCAGGCCAUUGAGGGCUGAAAAGGGUAGUUCAUUUUUUGUACCAAAUGAUCUCUAAAUGACUUCAUUUAAUAAAUCACCUACUUAAUUGAUCACAAUUGAGCACAAUGAAAUUGUUCCAGGUGUUAAGAAAUUGAUGAUUAAAGGUUACCUAUAAAACCUGCUGGAUAGGGGCUCUCCAGGACUGGGUUUGGGCAGCACUGUUCUACGGGAUGCAAAGCAUUGAGCUGUAAAGUCAGUGCAAACCUGCUACCCUGAAGUCAGCUUCAUGAAGAGUCCUCUAGAUUGGAAGGCAGGGUUGUACCUUGAUGGGACCCCUUCGCUCCAUCACAGAUGUCACCAGACACGGAGCCAUGGGGAGCAUUUGGAACUGAUUGUAGGGUGCCAUUGCUGAUAAAAAAAAAAAAAAAAAAUUAAAAAGUUGGUCGGAACGCGUAUUGAUGCAACGUUAACUGGAGUACGCAAUCUAUUUAGCUUUGGUUGCGUGUCUCUUUUCACCUGUGUAUUUUCCAUAAUGACCUUCGUUCGGUUAAGGGAGGAGAGGAUUUGAUACGUUAUUAUUGCACAAUAUAUUAUUAUUAUUAUUAUUAUUAUUAUUAUUAUUAUUAUUAUUAUUAUUAUUAUUAAUUUAUUUAUUUCUUAGCAGACGCCCUUAUCCAGGGCGAUUUACAAUCAUAAACAAAUACAUUUCAGUUUUGAUCUUUUAUUGAACAUCAUGUAAUCAAAGAAACUACAAAGCGGCGUGUAAUUCAAUAUGUUAACGUAAUCAGCAGGUUUCAUUCGACUUUAAGAAGCAAAAUGUGUUCAUUCUAUAGGGUGAUGCAAAACUUCUGGCCAGGUCUGUAAGGACAAUUCACUAAUCCAGACAAGGUCAGGUUUCAGAAUGUUGAUUCAGUGUGAAUCUGCAGCACCUGAAAAACGAAGCUACAGUCUAAAAGCUGCUAAGCAAGUUAUAGCUAAGAAAGGACUAAUGCUGCCUAAAUGUUACCCUUCAGCAGAUCAGGGGGGGGAUUAGGCACCUGCAAUUAUCCAAAUCGCGGGAAACGCACCGCGAAAAUGAGUCUCCCUCCCCUCACAAUUAACUUCCCAUUACAGUAAGUGGAAAAGCAUUCCAGAUAACAUCUUACAGAGGCCUAUAGUAUGUUUUUAUGUCUAAUCACAUUUCCAAUGAUUUGUAGGAAUGCGCCUGAAGCUAAAUGACAUUUGUUACGCGGACCUUAGAAAGACAAAUAAACAUGAAUGCUUUGACACA